Mytilus californianus (California mussel) is the source of this 1347-nucleotide messenger RNA. RefSeq lists its product as uncharacterized. Bases 23 to 808 code for a protein of 261 amino acids. Lineage: Eukaryota; Metazoa; Mollusca; Bivalvia; Mytilida; Mytilidae. The record is from RefSeq and is a predicted model, not a curated record. The transcript is spliced from 2 exons.
AAGAAGACUAGGUGGUCCAGAUAUGGCUGAGGAAUGUAAAGAGCUAAGAACAAAACAUUUGGAUCAAUCAACAGUACCUUGGAACCUUAAAGUACAAUUCCGUCAGAUACUGGAUCAGUGGAAGAAAGAUGAUGUUAACUUUGUGGAAACUAGAGCUGCAAAACAUGUGUUAGAAUUUAUCAGGAAACACAGUUGUGUAACUAUUACUGCUAGUUCUGGUGUUGGAAAGACAGCAACUCUCCGACAUGUUGUUUUGAAAAUGAUAGGAGACGGUUAUGAUGCAUUACUGGUAACCAAUCCACAUGAAAUUGUUCAGUUUUUUAAUCCAAAUCAGAAGACAUUGUUUGUUAUCGAUAACUUUUGUGGAACAUAUUAUAUAAACCAGUCUGACCUUAACAACUGGGAACCUGUCAUGAGGCGUGUUGAAGUCAUCAUUCAAAAUAAACUCACAAAAAUCAUUGUGGCCUGUCGAUUACAAGUGUUCAAAGAUGAAAGGUUUGAAUCUUUAUCCAUUUUUAAACACAGGGUGUGCAACUUGCUAUCAGACGACUUAUGUUUGUCACAAACUGAAAAACAGUCAAUAGCAGAGUUGUAUUUGGAAACAAAGUCUUCAGAGAUUAUUCAGUAUUGCGAUUUAUAUAAUUGUUUCCCGCUUCUCUGUAAACUCUAUCAUGAUAAUUCUGAACUCAAUAUUACAGACUUCUUUCGGAAUCCGUAUUCAGUAUAUGAAGCAGAGAUGGAACAGUUGAUAAAAAAAAAAGCUUUACACAAAAUACUGUGUCUUGGCGUUAUGUGUCAUGUUCAAUAAUAUAUUGACAAAGGAAUUAUUCAUAAGAGAGAUAAUUACUGAAAUAAGAACCAUAAUAGAGAACACUUGUGAGGCCUGUCGACUAGAUAAAGGAACAUCAAGGUUGACGUUAUUGGACGAACUUUAUUUACUCGAACAUACAUAUUUUAAGAACGAAAAAGGUGUUUACAAAACUGUCCAUGACAAACUCUUUGACUUUUUAUCUUAUUAUUUUGGAAAACAAAUGAUUGAGUGUUUAAUCAAAAAUGCUUUGAGUUCAUUCAUAAUGGAACGAUUUAUAUUAGAAGGAGAAACGGACACUGGCCAGUUCAUUACUAUUGUUCCACCUGAAUAUCAUGCAAUGUAUGUUCAAAGAAUGAUUUUUGACUGGUUUAAUGGGGAGGUAAUAAGUGUAUUUUGUAACAAAAAUAUGGACAAGCCAGAAUUCCGACAGAGAUUCCUAGCACAUAUAAAAACAUUUGAUAUAUCAUGCCAGAGAAAGUUAGCACACACCUGUAAUGUUAUUAUACAAGAUACUGUCCUGUUAAAUUGCUGUUUUA